CCGCCCUGCCAGCACACAACCUCAGUCCUCACUCCUCACUCGAGAAACCUUCUUCCUGCAGUCUAGACACACAAAUCCUGCUCCACAAUGAGAGAAAUUGUUCACAUCCAGGCUGGUCAGUGCGGAAACCAGAUCGGAGCCAAGUUCUGGGAAAUCAUCUCUGACGAGCAUGGAAUUGACCCAACAGGAACCUAUCACGGGGACUCAGAUCUCCAGUUAGAGAGAAUCAAUGUUUACUAUAACGAAGCCAGCGGUGGCAAGUAUGUACCCAGAGCUGUGCUUGUCGAUCUGGAGCCAGGAACCAUGGACAGUGUCAGAUCCGGACCUUUUGGACAGAUCUUUAGACCAGAUAAUUUUGUGUUCGGGCAGAGCGGAGCAGGGAACAACUGGGCCAAGGGUCAUUACACAGAAGGCGCUGAGCUGGUUGACUCUGUACUAGAUGUUGUGAGGAAGGAAGCCGAGAGCUGUGAUUGUCUCCAGGGAUUCCAGCUUACACACUCCCUCGGUGGAGGAACCGGGUCCGGGAUGGGAACACUCCUUAUCUCCAAGAUCAGAGAAGAAUACCCUGACAGGAUUAUGAACACCUACUCCGUUGUCCCCUCCCCUAAGGUAUCAGACACCGUUGUCGAACCCUACAAUGCCACCCUCUCCGUUCACCAGUUGGUUGAGAAUACCGAUGAAACCUAUUGUAUUGACAACGAAGCUCUUUAUGACAUCUGCUUCAGAACUUUGAAACUUACCACCCCCACCUACGGAGAUCUUAAUCAUUUGGUUUCUCUUACCAUGUCAGGUGUGACCACCUGCCUUAGAUUCCCUGGUCAGUUGAACGCUGAUCUCAGGAAGCUUGCAGUUAACAUGGUUCCCUUCCCUCGUCUUCAUUUCUUUAUGCCUGGGUUUGCUCCUCUCACUUCCCGUGGCUCUCAACAAUAUAGAUCCCUUACCGUCCCGGAGCUCACACAGCAGAUGUUUGAGGGUAAGAACAUGAUGGCCGCCUGUGAUCCUCGCCACGGACGAUAUCUCACCGUAGCUGUCGUCUUCAGAGGACGCAUGUCCAUGAAGGAGGUGGAUGAACAGCUCUUGAACAUCCAGAACAAGAACAGCAGUUACUUCGUUGAAUGGAUUCCGAAUAACAUCAAGACUGCUGUCUGUGACAUCCCCCCAAGAGGGUUAACCAUGGCAGGAACGUUUAUCGGGAACUCUACUGCUAUUCAGGAACUCUUCAAAAGGAUUGGAACUUCAUUUACUGCCAUGUUCCGUAGGAAAGCUUUCUUGCAUUGGUAUACAGGUGAGGGUAUGGACGAGAUGGAGUUCACUGAAGCUGAAUCCAACAUGAAUGAUCUUGUCUCCGAGUACCAGCAGUACCAGGAGGCAACUGCUGAGGAUGAUUAUGAAGAAGGAGAGGGUGAAGACUAUGAAGACGAGUAAAUGGAUACAGGGUGGUACAAAAUACAAGCAUAUUAUCUAGUCCUCUGCAACUCUUGAUGUAUUUUUAUGACACCCUGUUCCUAUUAUUUAUAAAUCUAAUUUUAAGGGUUAAAUAUAAUAUGCAUUUAUUCUAAA
Messenger RNA from Eurytemora carolleeae, 1560 nucleotides. RefSeq names its product tubulin beta-4B chain. The transcript is spliced from 7 exons. Lineage: Eukaryota; Metazoa; Arthropoda; Copepoda; Calanoida; Temoridae. Gene Ontology annotation, biological process: mitotic cell cycle; microtubule cytoskeleton organization. Bases 88 to 1425 code for a protein of 445 amino acids. Gene Ontology annotation, cellular component: microtubule; cytoplasm. The record is from RefSeq and is a predicted model, not a curated record. Gene Ontology annotation, molecular function: structural constituent of cytoskeleton; GTP binding; GTPase activity.